AUGGUCAAUGACAACGACCUGAGGAACAUGAAAACGAACCCAAGAAUCCCAAAAGUCAGAGGCGCAAUCAAGUUGAGACUCCACCAACAAGUCUUCAAAAGCAGCAAGGAGGAGAGCAAGGGCGAUAUCAAGUUUAUCAUGGACAUCAGGACACUCUCAGACGCCAAAGUUGACUCUGGAUCGAUUGUGAUGUACUACAUGGAGACUUGCCGGAAUGUCUUUGGAGAUGACAUCUCAGUCAUGUUAAGCAACGGGUCGCUGGAUGUCGCCGUGUCGUGGAAUGCCUCCAUGAUUGCACUCUUAGACAUCAGCCCCGUAAGGGUCGCGCACCACACAAAGCAGGACACCUUAAGCAUGUUCAGAGUAUUUACGCACGAGAGGAAUGACAACGUCAACCAGCAAUCUCAAUCAUUGUCGCGCUGCAACUUGAAACGUGUCGACUGCCGUCCAGACCUGAAAACAUACAUCGGCAACGGAAGAUUUCACUUUGCUUCGAACCCUGGCGCGGAGUUAGACAAGGAGCUCUUUAUAACAUGCGACGGCAAGGCUCUCAACCUGUACAGUCCUUUCAAACAGUGGUCCCAUAUCCGCCGUAUUCCGCUCGACGAAGAGUCUUCAUUAGGAUACUAUGACCUCGGCGCGGCUCUAUCCAAGCACCUCCGAGGAAGUCACCUGGCGCUCACCAGUAGGAGCAAACAACAUGUUACCGUCUGGGACGUCGAACAGGGGGCCGUGGCGUCAUUUACGGAUCGCCCAACAACCAACACCUUCGCUCUGUCAUCCGAUGGGCUGCUCAUGGUAUUCGUACACCGACAUCAUAUCAAUCUUCAUUCAGCCAAUACCGGGGCUAUGAUCGGAGCUUGCCAUCUGGAGGAAUUGACGAACAAGCACCUCAUCUCCAGCGUUUCUUUUAUCGAGGGCGACAAACGGAUCAUGGCCGAGACGAACUACGAGGAUCCGAACCUUGGCCCACAACACUUGGGAUUCAUCAUCGAUACCACCACCUUGGUUGUUGAGGAUCGGUACUUCUUGCCCCCCAGGGUUUUUUCUCACCAUGCUUCAGUGGACAGUGAACGUCUGGUGUGCUUGCAUCACUACACGCUGGACCUAAUUCAUCUAAAGGACAGGAUUGUCUCCACCCCCGCCUCAUUGCAGAGGACAAGAUGUGAUAACUACUGCACAGAUCAAUUGUCCGCUCAGGGUACCCUGCCUACCGUCCUGCUCGUCCCAUCGUCUGGUCUACAUUUCAAGGCUCAGAAAUUACCCGCAUCGGCGUCAUCCCCUGGAUCGGUGGCUAUCACGGCCUCAAAAAAUAGCAACCCAUCCGAGGAAAAGUUGAUCUUCCAGGUGCCUGGUAAUUACGAUAUCGCUGCCUUCCUUCCGUCUCAUUCUUGCCUUGUCGUCCAGCGCUCAUCCUUGAUCAUGAUCUGGAAACUACCGAGGACCAUCUCUGGAAACCACCAACUUAUUCUUGUGCACAGUCUUGGAUCUGGUCUGGCUUGGCGAGUCUGUCGAGAGCAAAGGAUAUUUUCGCACGGUCUUCAUCCAAAUACGAGCGAAAUGAACGUAUACUUGAAUAUCGAGCACCCAUUCACCUUGGACAACAGCGAGUAUUUCAUGGGUGGCAUGGCUGCUCUCGUCCAAAUGUUUGCAGAUGCGAAUGAGACUUAUCGGAGUCACAUUUUCCAGUACCUCGGACGGCAUAUCAAUACUUAUCCAGACCCGCGGGACACCUUGACAAGUGUUCUUGGCCAUAUUUGCAGCGCUUGGUCCCCGGAUGCCCAUGAGUUGUACUGCUCCUUUUUGAAGGCACUUCUUUAUUCCCCUUCGACGCGUAGGAUCCCACGACCCGACCUUGAAAAGACCUGGAACCCCCUCAUGAUUUUCCUCGACCUGUCCAAAAAGAAUGCACAGGCUAUUGCGCUUGCAGAAAUCAUUAUCGACUACUGCAUUGACACAGCCAAAGCCAAUAGGGACCCUAGCUUUCUCGCGCCUGUCUCACGUUCUCUUGCCACUUUGGUUGAACGCAAUGGUCCUCACUCGGAACUAGCGCUCAAGACUCUGCGAGGUUUUGCCUAUGUACCCGUCAGCCAUCGCUCCUAUGUGAUCGAGCACCCUACCUGGCCUCUUUUUCGCCGUGAGCAUAGCCUCGGAUGUUUGUUCGAGUUACGGGUUGUCAAGAGUGUCUGUCAUUUCGUCACGAUCAUCAUCCAAGUCAUCAGAGCGAUCCGCGUAUUCUUCCUUGUCUUUGCUGCGGGUCUCCUCGGUUUCACAAUUGCGAUUCUUCACCUUCUUCGCGGUUGUGUCAACAGCUCAUGCUCCAAUCUCUCAGAAGGGUUUCCAACAAACUUUCUCGAGUCCAUCUUAGCCGUGUACUUUGUCAUGGGCGGUCGAUAUGAUCCAUUCGAUAACAACUUUAAAUCGGGCGGCUUCGCGUUUCACUUCAUCUUGAUCGUGUUCUUCUUCUUCACGGUCAUCCUCAUGUUGAAUGUGCUUAUUGCGCUAAUCAAUCUGGCAUUCAACGACGGCGACCAGACAUGGCGCCUAACAUGGCUGGAAAACAGGAUGCGUUAUGUCGAAAGUGCCGAAAACAUGACCUAUAUCCACCCAGUCUUUUAUUCCGCGACGCCACAACAGGUCCGGGACUACGACAGGGAGACUAAGCAGUUGAUCGAAGAUUUUGCACCGACAGUCGCUCGACCUGAUGGGGCUUCGAAGGGAGGUGGAGGGGAGGAUGACAAUACCAGCAUGCAGCUGCACUUUGAGCAGAAGCGAGCAAUUGACGAACUAAGGUCGGAGUUGAAGUGCGGGCUCAAGGAGGACCUGCAGUCUCUGAGGGACGAGAAUGCGUUGUUACGGGUGCAGGUGAGCGAGCUGCAGCUGCAAUUGACCACCCUGCCUGGUGAGAUCGUGGCCCUACUGAGGGCAUACGAGACUCAGCCCGGUCGUACACAUUGA
Linnemannia hyalina is the source of this 2958-nucleotide messenger RNA. The record is from the annotation of a GenBank genome assembly. NCBI's taxonomy places the organism in Eukaryota, Fungi, Mortierellomycota, Mortierellomycetes, Mortierellales, Mortierellaceae.